Physella acuta is the source of this 925-nucleotide messenger RNA. RefSeq names its product sodium-dependent glucose transporter 1. NCBI's taxonomy places the organism in Eukaryota, Metazoa, Mollusca, Gastropoda, Physidae. The record is from RefSeq and is a predicted model, not a curated record. Gene Ontology annotation, molecular function: D-glucose transmembrane transporter activity.
GUCGCUCAACAAGGACCAACAUUUUUGGACCUGCAGAUUAUCACAGGGACUGAUGUGGAGACGGCCUCAUAUUUCUUUACUGUAGCAGCGUUUGGUCACAUGGUUGGAUCCUUGAUCAGUGGCUUUGUGCACGGCAAGGUCAACAACAACGUCCUCAUGACCUUUCUCCUCAUCGGUGUGGGGGUCAUGACGCUCACCACGCCAUACUGCUCACAUUUCGCACUCAUGCUUGUCAUUAUGUUUUUCGCCCGCGUGUUCUCAGGAAGUCUGGCCAAUAAUCUAUGUCUGUGUAGAGCAAACUUUUGCAUCAUUCCUCAUGACUUUUGUUGUUAGUGAAUACGAUGAAGUUUCUAAGUCAAAAGGUGCCUAUAUAACAACUUUCUUUUGGGCUUCAUUUGCUGUGGGCAGAUUUCUUGGCAUUUUUGUGUCUAAAUAUGUUAUUGCUGUAAAGUUGAUUAGUUUAUACAUAUUUUUAAUGGUCGUUGGUUUUUCGGGAUUUACAAUAAGUGCCUUUGUCGCCCAGAUUGAUGCCAUCACAGUAUUUUCUUGUGUUGCUGGUAUCUCAAUGUCAGCCCUAUACCCUGCUGGCCUUACGUGGGCUGAGUCAGAACUGCUUAAAGUGACUGCAUGGGUUUCUUCUUUCACCCUUAUCGCUAGUGCUAUCGGUAUGAUGAUCAACCCACUUAUCAUUGGUUAUCUCAUGGAAGAAGUUUCCAACAUGUGGUUCUGUUAUGUUUUGUUGAGCCAAACUUUGUUGCUGUGUUGUAUUUUCCUAUUCCUCCUGUUAUUUAACAGAUGUUAUCUCAACAAAGUUUAUGGAAAAGUUGGAGAUAGUAAAAUGUUUGAGACAGUUAUGGAGGCACCGCUUCAAGAAACUGACAAGUUUCUUGACACACGUGAAAAAGAAUUUUCACCCAAAAUAUGA